Messenger RNA from Hemibagrus wyckioides, 989 nucleotides. RefSeq names its product snaclec coagulation factor IX/factor X-binding protein subunit B-like. Bases 34 to 750 code for a protein of 238 amino acids. The record is from RefSeq and is a predicted model, not a curated record. The transcript has 2 exons. NCBI's taxonomy places the organism in Eukaryota, Metazoa, Chordata, Actinopteri, Siluriformes, Bagridae.
CCCGAGCAAAGAUCUACAGAACUCCAGUACAUAAUGGCAGAGAUGAAUUCAUUUUUCUGUUUUUCUUUUCUUCUGGUAAUUUGUGGCAUGGCUACUGGUCUGACAAAAGAAUAUAUUUACAUCAGUGAUCCAAAGAACUGGUAUGAUGCUCAGACCUACUGCAGGGAAAACUAUAAAGAUCUUGCAACCAUCACUUCUAAUGAGGAACAGCAGAGACUUAUAAAGUCCCCAGGAAAGUCCUGGUUAGCUGGUUGGAUUGGGCUGAAUAAAGAGACACUCACCUGGAAAUGGUCUGAUGGAGAACUGACAAACUACUAUCACUGGCAGUACACACUGCCCAUCAUAAACUAUGAUUGUAUUGCUACGUAUUCAAAUGGAUGGAAUGACUAUUUGUGCUUGACACCUUCACCCUUCUUUUGCUAUAGAAACUGGGUCUUGGUGAAAGAGAAGAAAACAUGGGAGGAAGCUCAAGAGUACUGUAGGAUGAACUACAAUGUCUUGGCAUCUCAAACUUCUGCAAUGCAAGAACUGGCUAAAAUAGAGGCUGGGCAAUCUGAGACCGUUAGCGUGUGGCUCGGCCUGCGCUUCCUUGAUGGAAAAUGGUUCUGGUUGAACAAGGAGUCACCGAACAGCUCGGUCUCACUGCCGCCGUGUCCAGCCCAAAAUUACCACUGUGGAGCUCGCAACAUCUACACACAGGCCUGGGAGAACAGACACUGCAACGAGAAGCUUAAUUUCAUCUGCUACUGAAGAGGUUUCCAGAUGUAGGCGAGCAGAAGAAUGUGUGCAAGAAACAGAAGAAUUCAUCCAGAGCUGUGAGUGAUAUGCUGUAGAGUUGGUUUGCUUUAGUGAUAUUUUAAUAUACUGUAUUUAAUCCUAAUUCAGAUAUGUGAGUUAUACACCACUCUGAUUCACUGAACAGUGAAUGAAAUAAUUGUAAUUGUUUUAGUUUAGUCAUUUUCUCUCCUUGAAUAUGAAUGUGUAAAAUC